Molecule: messenger RNA, 1617 nt
Organism: Strongyloides ratti
Lineage: Eukaryota; Metazoa; Nematoda; Chromadorea; Rhabditida; Strongyloididae
Exons: 3
Coding region: 1-1617 (538 amino acids)
Source: RefSeq, a predicted model, not a curated record
AUGUUACAUUUCACAAACAAAUAUUUUUUUUUAUAUUGUAUAAUAAGUUUAACCUUAUCAGCUUCAAUUACUUAUUGUGUUAAAAAAAAUGAUCCUAUUGCAAAAUUUUUAUAUACAAAUGAAAAAAUUUGUGGUGAUCUUUUUGCUGACCCUAAUUGGCUUCCUGCUCAAUCUAAUUGUAGAAUUAAAUGUAACAAUAUUAAAGAAGUCUGUAUGGCUGGUGUUAAUAUAAAUGACAAAAUUUUCACAUGUAAUAUAUUACCAAUAAAAUGUUCAGAAGAAUUACAGCUACAUUUAAUUAAAAAUGGUUAUUCAUUAGAAGAAUUUCAAAUUAAUGAACCAGAAGGUCCACCAGUAACAAAAAAAUUUAAUGAUAUUAUGUCAAAUAGUUAUAGAUCACCACCAUCACUUGAACCUCAUCCACCAUCAAUGGCUCCAGAUAAUACUAUUUAUGAAAAUAAAAAUUUAUUAUCAAUAAAAGAUGAAGAAUUUAUUGUUGACACUCCACCUACAACAACACCAUAUAUAGAUCAAGCAAAAAAUUAUGAAGAAGAUGUUACUUUUAAUGUUGAUGAACCAUUUGUUGCAACAAAAAAUGUUUAUGAAAAUCAAUUUUUAGGAUCAACACCAUCAUCAUAUUAUCGUCCUGUUGUCGUUCCAACACAUUCAAAUUACAUUACUACUACAACAGAAGCACCAAUACAAAUAUCAAAUGAAAUAAUUGAUAAUUAUGGAAUAACUCAACCAUCUAUGCCAUCAAUAAAUGUACAACCAUUAAUGCCAUCAUUAGAAGUUCAACGACCAAUUUCUUCAAUAAAUAUACAACACUUAAUGCCUUCAAUUGAGAUUCAACCAUCAAUUUCUUCAGUAAAUGUUCAAUCUGUAUUACCUUCAAUGAAUAUUCAACCAUCACAAAUUAUUUUUCCACAUCCUGUAGAUUAUAAUACAAAACCAGAAUCAGCUUCAUUUAUUAUACCAACACCUCUUUUUACAUAUAAUUUACAUAAUCAUGAAAAUAAUUUACCUGGUUAUGAGCCAACAAAAGAAUCAAUACAAUAUAAUAAAGUAACAAAUUAUAAAAGUAAAAAUCGUCUCCAACAUGUACCAACAUUACCAUCAAAAUAUGGUUAUUAUUUUGAUGGUUAUAAUUAUAAAAAAACUACAUGGAAACAAGGAAAUAAAAAAUUAAAAAAGAAAGUUUUAUAUAGUAAUUCAGAAUUUUCUAACGGUUUACGUGAUUUAUCAACUAAAUGUUGUUCAUGGGCAUUAAAUGGUAUGUGUGAUGGUUAUUGGCAACGUAUUCGAAUAAUCUGUCCAAAAUCAUGUGGUACUGUUAUCUGUACAACAGGUAACGGAAAAACAGGUUGUAAUAGAGCAAUUGAUGUUAAUGUUUAUGAUUGUGAUAGAAAAAAUAAUAUUUUUUCUAAACUUGAACACAAUAUUGUAGAUAAAGGAUUGCCAAGAUCAUACUAUAAUCAAUAUGAUAACUAUAGAACAAAUGAUAUAAGUUACCAAAGACAUGAUUAUGUUAAUGGUAAUUCAUAUCCAAAUAAUGGUUAUUCAAUUGAAAAUGAAAUUAUUGGUUGGAAAAGAAUGUUUAAUGUAAAAAAAUCAUGA